AUGUUCAAAGUGCUGAAAUCUUCAACAUACUAUAAAGAAUCACUCAAAAAUGAUAUAAAGAAAAUAUUACUUUCUAAAGAGAUAACCAAAAAACUUUAUAAUAAUAUUAUUGCAAUUGGCUGUAAUGAAUAUUUUGAAAAUGAAUUACUUGAAAUUAAUUUUGAAUGUGAUAUUACAUUAGAUAAUAUUAGAGAUAUAGAUGAUAGUUCUCAAAAAAUUUCAAGAAAGAUUGCUGAUUUAAUUG
Dentiscutata erythropus is the source of this 244-nucleotide messenger RNA. NCBI's taxonomy places the organism in Eukaryota, Fungi, Glomeromycota, Glomeromycetes, Diversisporales, Gigasporaceae. The record is from the annotation of a GenBank genome assembly.